GCGAGUGUCCGCCGCACCCAGACCCUGGCCGAGCCCCAGGCGGCAGCACAUGGCGAGAACGCGAGAUGGCUCCUCCUACGGCCGAGAAGAUUCUCAUGCGCAAAAUCAAGAAAAGCCAGAAGAAAAAGCUCAAGUUGCUGCAGGAUAAGAAAGGACAGGAAGGCGAAGGUACUCAAGAGAUCAAGUUGCCAGAGGAUGAGACAGAACGGCUGAUCCUCACCCACAGUGUUCUUGGCAAGCGGCCGGCCGUGGACGAUGAGCCACUCCCAAAGAAGAAAAAGAGGAAGAAGAAGUUGAAGGAAUUGGAAGAAGCUCUUGAUGAAGGGGCUGAUAAUGAAGUGCAAAAUGACAGCACUGAACAGAAGCCUAAGAAGAAGAAAAAGAAGAAAAAACCUCAGCAGCAGCCUCAACCUGAGAGUGUCCCUGAGAAUGGAGAGGAUGAAAAUGAGAUGAAAAGUGAGGACAACAGUGGGGAGAGUGAGGAGACAGGAUAUGAAAGUGAAGGGGGCACUGACAACACAACUCUGGGUUAUGAUGCAACCGUCAACAAGUCCUUUGAGAGCCUACGUGGACAAGUGUCUGAGGAGACAAUGAAGGCCGUAGAUGGCAUGGGCUUCACCGAAAUGACAGAGAUCCAGGCCAAGGCUAUCCCCAAGCUGCUUGAAGGCCGGGACCUGCGUGGGACAGCGAAGACUGGUGCUGGCAAGACUUUGGCCUUUGUCAUCCCAGCCGUAGAGCUGAUACACAAGCUCAAGUUCAAGCCGAGAAAUGGUACUGGUGUGAUCGUCAUCUCACCAACAAGAGAAUUGUCAAUGCAGACUUUUGGAGUGUUGCGUGAAGUGAUGCAGGAACACACACAGACCUACGGCCUCAUCAUGGGAGGUGCCGACCGCAAGAGUGAGGCAGCAAAGCUGGCCAAAGGUGUGAAUAUUAUUGUGGCCACCCCAGGAAGACUGUUGGACCACUUGCAAAACACUCCAAAUUUCCUCUUCAAAAACCUUGUGUGUCUGGUCAUCGAUGAAGCUGACAGAAUAUUUGAUGUUGGCUUUGAGGAGGAAAUGAAGCAGAUUUUGCGGAUUCUACCAAAACGAAGACAGACGAUGCUGUUCAGUGCCACCAAGGAUGACAAGACCAACGAGCUUGCCAAACUGGCGCUGAAGACUGAGCCCAUGGAGGUGGACGUUGACUCUGACAAGAUCAGUGCCACCGUGGAGGGCCUAGAGCAAGCUUACUUGGUGUGCCCAGCUGACAAGCGGUUCCUCGUUCUGUACACAUUUAUCAAGAAAAACCGGAAGAAGAAGGUGAUGGUGUUCUUCAACUCCUGCAUGACAGUCAAGUUUUACCAUGAGCUCCUCAACUACAUCGACCUCCCCGUCAUGUGCAUUCAUGGCAAACAAAAGCAAGUGAAGCGGACCAGCACGUUUUACCAGUUCUGCAACGCCGAAUCUGGCAUCCUGCUGUGCACGGACGUGGCUGCCCGUGGCUGGGACAUUCCAGCUGUUGACUGGAUAGUGCAGUAUGACCCCCCAGAUGAUCCAAAGGAGUACAUUCACCGUGUUGGAAGGACAGCCCGUGCAGGAGGCCAGGGACACGCGUUGCUCUUCAUCCGGGAGGAAGAAAUCGGCUUUGUCCGCUUCUUGAAGGCCCAUAAGGUGAAUGUGGAGGCCAUGGACAUCACGUGGAGCAAGGUGGCCAACAUACAGCCUCAGUUGGAGAAGCUGAUGACGCAGAACUACUUCCUGCAUGCCAGCGCUAAAGAGGCUUUCAAGGGUUAUGUUAGAGCUUACAACUCCCACCAGCAGAAGGACGUGUUCAACAUAAACACACUUGACCUAAAAAAGGUGGCCAAGUGCUUUGGCUUCCAAGUUCCACCAUUUGUGGACUUGGGUUUCACAGCAAGCAAACAUCAUGGACGGAGAGGUGGCGGUGGCGGCGGUGGCUUUGGCGGGAAGAACAAGAAGCAGGUGGCUAAAGCUAAGAUUUAUAGACCAAUUAACAAAAAAUAGGUAUAUAAAUAAAUAUAUAAAGUUAAA
Molecule: messenger RNA, 2033 nt
Organism: Eriocheir sinensis (Chinese mitten crab)
Lineage: Eukaryota; Metazoa; Arthropoda; Malacostraca; Decapoda; Varunidae
Gene: pit
Exons: 12
Coding region: 66-2006 (646 amino acids)
Biological process (GO): maturation of LSU-rRNA from tricistronic rRNA transcript (SSU-rRNA, 5.8S rRNA, LSU-rRNA)
Cellular component (GO): nucleolus
Molecular function (GO): RNA helicase activity; nucleic acid binding; ATP binding
Source: RefSeq, a predicted model, not a curated record